AUGUUGCUGGAGCGGGUCCGCGCCGGUUCGGAGAAGGCAGCGGAGCUCUGCCCCUUCCCGCGUAGCCCAGAGAUCCCGCUGUGCGCCGGCUGCAACCAGCACAUCGUGGACAGGUUCAUCCUCAAGGUCCUGGACCGGCACUGGCACAGCAAGUGCCUGAAAUGUUCCGACUGCCAGACGCAGCUGGCCGAGAAGUGCUUCAGCCGCGGGGACGGCGUCUACUGCAAGGAGGACUUCUUCAAGCGCUUCGGAACGAAGUGUGCCGCCUGCCAGCAGGGCAUCCCCCCGACCCAGGUGGUGCGUCGGGCCCAGGACUUCGUGUACCACCUGCACUGCUUCGCCUGUAUCGUCUGCAAGCGGCAGCUGGCCACCGGCGACGAGUUCUACCUCAUGGAGGACAGCAGGCUGGUCUGCAAGGCAGACUACGAGACGGCCAAGCAGAGAGAGGCUGAGUCCACGGCCAAGAGGCCCCGCACCACCAUCACGGCCAAGCAGCUGGAAACUCUCAAAAACGCUUACAACAACUCGCCCAAACCGGCUCGGCACGUCCGGGAGCAGCUUUCCUCGGAGACGGGGCUGGACAUGCGGGUGGUGCAGGUCUGGUUCCAAAACCGCCGGGCGAAGGAGAAGAGGUUGAAGAAGGACGCGGGGAGGCAGAGGUGGGGUCAGUACUUUCGGAACAUGAAGCGAUCCAGGGGGACCUCCAAGUCCGACAAGGACAGCAUCCAGGAGGAGGGGCCGGACAGCGAUGCCGAGGUCUCCUUCACAGAUGAGCCCUCAAUGUCCGAAAUGAGCCAUUCCAAUGGGAUUUACAGCAAUCUCAACGAAGCAUCUCCUGCCCUGGGGAGACAAGCUGGGACCAAUGGGAGCUUUGCUCUGGAUCACGGUGGCAUUCCAGCUCAGGACCAGUACCACGACCUGCGAUCCAACAGCCCCUAUGGGAUACCCCAGUCACCAGCUUCCUUGCAAGCACUGCCAGGCCACCAGCCUUUAAUCUCCAGCUUGGUUUACCCAGACAACAGCUUGGGAAUCAUGGGACAAAGCGGACAAGGGGUGCCCCAGUCCAUGAGGGUCCUGGCUGGGAACGGACCCAGCUCCGACCUCUCCACCGGCAGCAGCGGGGGGUACCCGGAUUUCCCGGCCAGCCCGGCCUCUUGGCUGGAUGAAGUUGACCACGCUCAGUUUUGAUACAGG
This is a messenger RNA of Calypte anna (Anna's hummingbird), 1194 nucleotides long. It is a transcript of the gene LHX3, whose product is annotated as LIM homeobox 3. The record is from RefSeq and is a predicted model, not a curated record. The coding region runs from base 1 to 1188 and encodes 395 amino acids. Gene Ontology annotation, molecular function: DNA-binding transcription factor activity, RNA polymerase II-specific; RNA polymerase II transcription regulatory region sequence-specific DNA binding. Gene Ontology annotation, biological process: regulation of transcription by RNA polymerase II; neuron differentiation. The transcript has 6 exons. Gene Ontology annotation, cellular component: nucleus. NCBI's taxonomy places the organism in Eukaryota, Metazoa, Chordata, Aves, Apodiformes, Trochilidae.